GUUCCUGGUUCUAUGCAUACUUUGUUGGCUUAUUUAUAAGCUCACUAUGAUUCAAGUAGGUUAUGAUAUAUGCAGGCUCUCAUUGAUCCAAGUAUGAUAUAACACACUAAUAGCUUUGGUGGAAAUGUUUUUGGAGGUGUUUGGAGGGGAGGAAACUGAACAGGUUUUACAAUGAGAUAAGAUGGAUAACAUAUGGUGCAAGUACAACAAGUGUUGAAGCAAAAGGUCUUCUUGUGGAAUGUGGCAUCAAGACUGGGUAAAAAAGUAUGGAGCAUUUAUACAUUGAAGCUGCAUACUUGAGGGAAAGGGUUAUUUUUAGGUCAGUAGGAAUCACCAGAGACAUUCACAUUCAUAUUUUGCUUUCAGCUGAUGUGCUAGACACUGCAGAAAAAAUAUGCCUGCUGCAAAUACUGACGAAAAUGGGUAUUCUACAGUGGUGGGGCUCAUCUACGUGUUCAACCUGAUCGUGGGCACGGGCGCGCUGACGCUGCCGGCGGCGUUUGCCGAGUCCGGCUGGGCUCUCGGCCUCUGCCUGAUCAUCAUGUUGGCCUUCAUGAGCUACCUGACGGCGACGUUUGUGAUCGAAGCGAUGGCGGCGGCCAAUGCCAUCAUCCACUGGCGCCGACAGCGGCGGGUGAAGCGGAGGGCAGAGACGCCGGGCGGAGCUCUGGCCAGCAGCUCUGGCAGCUCUCCUCGCGGCUCGGUCGGCGACGCCAGCCCCUCCAGCGAGGAGCUGCGGCUGCUGGAGCCAGAUCCCGUUUCGCUGAAUGAGUACUACAACAUUACAGAGACAGUGGAGAUGGGAAAGAUGGCAUCUUUCUUCUUCUCAAAAUGGGGCGUCAACGUCUUCUACGUGAUGAUCGCGCUGUACCUGUACGGCGACCUGGCCAUCUAUGCCGCCGCCGUGGCCAAGUCUCUGCGCGACGUGGGAUGCACGUACGUGCCGGUGAACCACACGUGUAACGCCUCGAUCCCGCUGACCGAGCGAUGCUGGGCAGACCUCGAGCUCACCAGAUGGGACGCCUACAGGAUAUUCCUGAGUACGUUCGUGGUUGUUCUCGGCUCGUUUGUGUUCUUCAAUGUGCAGAAGACCAAGUACCUCCAGAUUCUCACCACUUUGAUGAGAUGGGGAGCGUUUGGCCUGAUGGUGGUGCUGGCGCUGCGGAAGCUGGCCGCCGCCGACCGACCGCUGGGUCGGCCGGCAGUGGCGCGCGUGGCCGGCCUGCCUACCCUGUUCGGCGUUUGCGUCUACUCGUUCAUGUGUCACCACUCGCUGCCGUCGCUCAUCACGCCCAUCACCAACAAACGCCGGCUGUCAGGCCUGCUGGCUGCCGACUACCUGCUGAUCCUGGGGUUCUACCUGCUGCUGGCCUUUACCGGCAUCUUCGCCUUCCCCUCCAUCUAUGAUCUGUAUACGCUGAACUUCGUGCCGGACGACUGUGACGGACACUACACCGGCUGGUUCGAGCGCGUGCUGGACUACUUCCUCACCCUCUUUCCGGUGUUCACACUGUCCACCAACUUCCCUAUCAUCGCCAUCACGCUGCGGAACAACCUGCAAACGCUUUGCCUGACGGAGGGCCGGCGGCACGGCCUCUUCAUCCGGCGACUACUCUUCCCAGUGCUGGCGCUCUUACCGCCAUCUAUCGUUGCCCUAGUGUUUCAGGAUCUGCAGAUGCUGGUGGGCGUGACGGGCAGCUACGCCGGCUCCGGCAUUCAGUACGUGGUGCCGGCGCUGCUGGUGCUUUACUCCCGGCGCACCACGCUCACCCUCAUCGGCAUGGGUGUGCGCAACAAGCACAGCAGCGUGUUCCAGCACACGGGCUGGAUCGUGUUUGUGCUGCUGUGGGCGGCCGUGUGUGUGGUGUUCGUCACAGUGAACCACCUGCAGGACUGGUUCGGCCUGUAGCCGGGCCGGGCGGCGCGCGGUGGCCGGGCCGGCCAGACACGGUUCGGGCCAGGGGUCGAGUGAGCCAGGGGCAUUCGGCACACGGUCCAAAAACCGAGCGCCUCGUGAUCCCAAACAUGCGUCUCAUUCUAAGCACUGACAAGUGCGUUUUCCUUAAAUUUGUUUGCAUGGGAAUUUUGCGCGGACUGCAUUCGCCAUUCUGUGCGGCAGAAGCGCUGGCAAUUACAUCGUCCCGUUUCAUAUUUAAUAGCUACGAUUGUACGAGGCAUCACUGACUACCUUAAAAUAACGUAUCUCUGUUGCAGGGUGCAUAUAAGCCUUACCUGUCAUGUCACUGAUUCCCGCAAGGCUGUAAUCGAACAGCUGCCACCAGCUUUAAAGACAUGUCCGUCUUAUUACCCAGCUUUAAACGACACGCCCUUCCUUUUAUCCAACUUCAACGACAUGUCCGUCUAAACUUACCACUCGGUAUAUAGUCUGUCGAAUGGCCUGGUUUAAAUGGCUCUAUUACGAAUGUUACGCUUGUGACAGAGUUAGACAUCGCGAUAACUGAUAACUAUUCUGGUCGAAUUUGUAUUUUUCCCUCCUUCCGAGCAGUUUGCUAUAUGUAGUCUGUGACCGGGUCUUAACAGCAUGUCCGCUAGGUUAGACGGAUUCGCCACUGUGGACGAAUGCGCUUGCCAGACUUGUUUGGUGCUGUACUGAUUUUCAGCUGUCCUCUGUAUAUGUAGCCACUCAUGAGCCGGUGGCGAGGCAAACUGAGGUCCGAGGCAGAGCGUAAGGGGUGCAAGCUUUUUCAUUAAACACAGGCAGCUCGAAGCUGCAUGGAAAAUUUGCAACUCUUCUUACUUGCUGGUGCGCUCAACAUCAUUGCCUUGAUGGUUCGUGAGGCCUGUUUACGGAAUGGGCCAACUCUGAGUCACUAAGUCCCCGAGUGCUGGUCGAGUAACGUACACCAUCGUCCAGCCGCAGCGGGUCUGCUGCCGUGUACUCCAGCGGACCUGCUGCCGUGUACUCCAGCGGACCUGCUGCCGUGUACUCCAGCGGACCUGCUGCCGUGUACUCCAGCGGACCUGCUGCCGUGUACUCCAGCGGGUGUGCUGCCGUCUACUCCAGCGGGCCUGCUGCCGUGUACUCUAGCGGAUCUGCUGCCAUGUAUUCCAGCGGAUCUGCUGCCGUGUACUCUAGCGGAUCUGCUGCCGUGCACUCCAGCGGAUCUGCUGCCGUGCACUCCAGCGGGUCUGCUAUCAUGUACUCCAGCGGGUCUGCUGCCGUGUACUCACGCGGGUCUGCUGCUGUGUACUCCAGCGGGCCUGCUGCUGUGUACUCCAGCGGGCCUGCUGCUGUGUACCCCAGCGGGUCUGCUGCUGUGUACUCCAGCGGGUCUGCUGCUGUGUACUUCAGCGGGUGUGCUGCUGUGCACUCCAGCGGGUCUGCUGCUGUGCACUCCAGCGGAGAUUGACCGAGGCCUGCGGGCAAGGCGUGGAGCCGAACAUAUCGAUAGUGGCCGGGCGUGUGGGCGGACGGGAUAUAACCGAUAACGGUGGUUGAAGGUGAGCUGCACUCAUCGCAAGUGCGACACGUUAUUUCUAAAUCGCAGACGAUGUCUGAAAGGUUGGGGGACUAGGGAUCACGAAGUAAGUUUAUAAGAGAAGCAACGCCAUUGAGACAAAGACACGGAGAUGGCUGUAGUCAGAAACGUCGUGAGGGGGACUGCUUCGGCCAUUGGAAUGAAACGCAUGUUUGGGGUCAUUGAGCGCACGCUCUCGAAUGGUGUGUUCAUGCUUACUGUACAUUCGACCGCCCUCAGCGACCGUGCAAACUGGUUUUUAGUCAUAUUUGAUGGUGUGGUGUGGGAAUGCAUAUAUGGAGGCUUCUUGUACCCAUUCCUGGGACAUCGGGAGCGCCCACUCCUGCAUAACGGUAUUAACCCUGGGACGUGGCGUAUGACGCACGUGGGACAAGCGCAUGGGUCUCGCGCCCCGCUGCGUAGGGCGAAUCAUUUAUGAAUGGUGCUGAACACCGCGACGCUACGGCUCAGGGGCCUCAGUGCUGCAGAAUCGCAUUGUGCUUGUUUCGGUUGUAUGAAUUGUAGGGCCAUUUUUCCAGAGUCCAUCGCGCUUAAGACCUAAAAGUCACAAUUCACCGUAGGCAUCUGAUUACUUCUUACAUUCGGCUGAACGGGUUGCCAUGGACUGUAUGUGACAUCACGAAGACUCUGCCGCCUGGCUCGCUUCGCCCGUACAGUGAAAGCCGGACGGCGGAGACUCGAUUUGAGACCACACGGUGCUUCGUUGGCUGAUGGGGACCGUACCUCAUAUGAGUUACAGACUUGCCGCUGAGUGGUGCCACGGUAGCACGGUAGCGGUGCGCUAUGUUAAACGUAUGACGUGGGCCAGGGAAAUUAUAUUUUCAAUUAUAUUGGGCUAUGGUGUCACAUGUCAAUGUUGUUUCGCCAAGCCACCAUAUUCCGAGGGAGUUUUCAACCACCCGGCAUGCAGAAUGUUGCCUCGAGCUAUGUACCGACCAGCGACAGAAGUACGCCGCUGGCGGCGCGCGGAGCGUGUGUCGGCCGGCGAUAGGCAAAGGCCGUCUUAGUUCUUGAUCGGUCUCAGAGAUGUGAUCUGUGAUUUUGCGUUUGCUUGCCCGGACAAAAAAAGUGGAGUUGCUGGCAGAAGAGGUUGCGUGCUGUCCUUAGCUAGGCAGCGUUUCGGGUCGAGCUAGGCCUUGGGUAGGCAGCGUUUCGGGUCGAGGUCUUAGCUAGGCUAUAGCUAGGCAGCGUUUCGGUUCGAGGUCUUAGCUAGGCUAUAGCAAGGCAGCGUUUCGGUCCGAGGUCGAAGUGUCUGGCGUUAGCCGUCCUCCAUGGGGGUUCGACCCGAGUACCGGCCCUGUGCACUUCAGAACCUUGCCAGCAACCUGUCAGCCGUGAUGAGUCCUGGUGUCGUCUGCGUGCCGGAGAUCUGGGCGGCCGUCGCGACCCAAGCUGUGCUGGCCUGUUCCGUCACACGCGAUCCCCCCCCCCCCCCCCCCUCCGUCAACCAAUGCAAUGCGCUGACGACAGUGAGCGUGUCUCAAACUGUUGCCAUUUUAGAUUUUUGCGGUUGCCGAGGUAGGUGUGGCCGAGCGUGAUCGCAUGUGCGUAUUCCAUAAGUCAUUGACACUCAUCCGAGUCGCUUGGCCGCGCCAUGUCCUGUGAGGGGCGGGAAUGUGAAAUGGGGACCGAGCCUCAUGCUACCAAUCUCUUGCCGCGUAUUUGGACGUGGGCCCGCGUGGCGGAGACCGGGGUCGUUCGGGGAGCGACGGCUUGUAUGGGCUGCUCGGUUGCACGGCCACACAGAGCCACGAGAUGUACUGUGGGGUGCUGAACUCGAGCUGUGCACUAUCUCGUCGAUGUGCCGUAUUAUGACCUAGCGCUGGUAUUUUGUGCCAAUGCCAUGGUAGCAGUGAUCUGUCAUUCCGCUGAAAUAUAUGUGGACGUGGUA
Pollicipes pollicipes is the source of this 5391-nucleotide messenger RNA. RefSeq names its product transmembrane protein 104. The transcript has 12 exons. The record is from RefSeq and is a predicted model, not a curated record. Bases 395 to 1909 code for a protein of 504 amino acids. NCBI's taxonomy places the organism in Eukaryota, Metazoa, Arthropoda, Thecostraca, Pollicipedomorpha, Pollicipedidae.